AUGGCGGUGAAUGUUCUCCUACCGGAAGUAGUUUUGUUUGUACCUGUCAAACUGGAUAUUGUGGAAAACAAUGUAAAGUCACACCAUGCCAUACCUCACCUUGUUCAAAUGGGGGAAGGUGCACACCAACUAGAAAUAGUUUUGUUUGUUCCUGUCCAACUGGAUACUCUGAAAACCGAUGUCAAAAUUUUUUGUAAAAACUUAGGCAGUAUGCUAGCAGAAGUUACAUCAAGAAGUGAGAUUGUAUUUCUUAGGAAAAAUGCAAAAAAAUAUGGUGAAAAUUUUUGGCUAGGUGGAUUAGAUCGAGCUAAUGAAGGUGUGUGGUUAUGGACAACACGUGGACAGGGGUUUACAGUAACCGAUUGGCACACACGUAUUGCACACCAACCAAAUAAUCAGAAUGGAGACGAACAUUGUCUGAACAUUUAUAAAAGACAGGACUACGAAUGGAAUGAUGGACCAUGUUCAAGAAGUUUAAGGUGUAUAUGCGAAAAACCGUUAGUAUAUUUUUAA
Messenger RNA from Mytilus trossulus (common blue mussel), 513 nucleotides. Its product is annotated as perlucin-like. Lineage: Eukaryota; Metazoa; Mollusca; Bivalvia; Mytilida; Mytilidae. The transcript is spliced from 4 exons. The record is from RefSeq and is a predicted model, not a curated record. Bases 1 to 513 code for a protein of 170 amino acids.